CUCGUCUCCUUUAACUUAAUAAUGAGUGCUACAAGAUUCCAGUCAUGUGUGGCAAAAACUGCUCGAUCCACGCUGGUUCCACAAACAAGAUCUGUUACAACAUGUACACAUUCAACCACAACGGCAGGAUCCUCGGCUCAAUGCCUCCGACUUUUACUACUUCAGGUGCAGACAGAGACACUAUUGGCCCAUGUGCCCGUAAAAUCUAGGAUCCGACGCCUACAGCUCGGUCAACAACGAACUAUACAUUCAAGCAGUCUAUCAAAGCACACCACAGUACCCAGCAUAGUAAGCGAUAAGACACAGGGAGAGCAAAGUAGUUCAUGCAAUUCAUGGAAUCAUACACAUCUAGCCGUAGACACAGGCAUAGUUGCAUACAGCAAUAGUGGUAACGACACACGGAUAUCCUGGGGCCCUGGCCCUCCUCGCAUUAUCGAGGAGAUUCUAGCCAAGGGGACUGGAAAAGCAGCAUCGACUCCAUCACGUUCGCCAUUAAAACACAAUAUUUUCCCAAGGGCUUCCUCGAUGGAUCCAAAUAUUGAUUAUUGGGCUUUAUACCAGGAGCAGCUCAAUCAAAAGAGGAUUGUCACCGAGACUGAUCUCCUACGGCUCCUUCAAUGGCUUCGGAGCAAACCCAUUACAAAUGAUACGGCUAGAAAAAUGAAUCAAGUCAUGAUGGCGAUGCAUAAACGUGAUAUACACUAUUCAUCGGACGUCUACAACGACUUUAUCUACCUUCAUAUCAAACGGAACAAGUUUCAGGAGGCGCAACGCGCGAUUGACAUUAUUUAUGAGGAACCUAUGGAUAUGGCGACAUCUCAAAGGACAUUGGCGCUUCAAAUGGCCAUGUAUCUCAAGAACGGGGAUGAAGCUAGGCUUCAGGAUUUGAUCUCUUGCAAGAGCAAUGGGCUGAUGCAGUAUAUAUCACAAUUCCUUAAUUGGACAAGAGGCUUACAACUGACGAGCAAUGAUAUCGAACGCGUGAAAUCUAUCUUUCGUGACCUCCAGAUUCAGAGCUGUCCCCCCAAUUCUAGACGCUUUACCCACUUGCUGAGUUCUUUAUUCGAAAGCAAUAGACCCGAUGAGGCCUUUGCUCUUCAGAACCAUACCCUUGACUUGGGCUUCCCGAUCAACAAGUAUACGGCAUCAGCCAUGAUGUCCGGUCUACUUAAGGCAGGGUGUUUGAAUGAAGCAACACAGAUGUGGACUCGAAUCUCGGAGCAGCCAGGAACAGCGCAUCUGGAUCUGCCCGUCAUGAACGCGCUUCUGUCAGCAUUGUGUCGUAUACCAAAAGAAUUUCCUGCCGCAUUAGAGCUAUGGAAUCAGAUCCUCAAGGACCCAGAGAUCAAACCUGAUGCACAUAGCUUUUCUAGUGUGAUGAAUGGAUAUUUCAGAUCGAAGAAUCCUGAUUCCGCCAUGGGACUAUGGGAGAGCAUGCAGCAACAGCCUUACUUUAUUAAGCCUGACUCGACUAUGUAUAACAUUGUUUUGACCGGUCUACUCCGCAACCAUCUGCCUGAAAAAGCCAAGGUCAUGUUUGAUGAGAUGACUAUGCGCAAGAAAGUCAAACCAACUUUGGAUACUUAUAAUAUUAUGAUCAAGGGGCUGCUUUCGGUUCAGGAUCAGGUGGGAGUGAAUAAAGUGAUGAGCCACAUGACAGAUUCUGGGAUUGCACCCAACGCCACUACUUAUACGAUUGUUACAGAUGUGUUGUUUUCGCAACGAGAUGCGGGGUCAGCCAUGAAAGUUGCAGACCUCAUGACAAGCCGGAAAAUCCCCAAAACAGCCAUAACAUAUUCAGCAUUGAUAGCGGGAUACGUUAAUGUCGGCAUGCUGGAUAGAGCCAAGGAAACAUUUGAGGCCAUGCAACAGGAGGGGCAUGCGCCCUCUAUCCACACAUAUGGUGCUAUGAUGCAAUGUGCUUUCAAGGGCCAUGAUAUUGAGCUGGCUGAAAAUAUGGCUCGUCUUGCUCAAACAACUACCGAGGAAGGCAUGUCUGCGGGUGCUUAUCUUAUCAUGAUCUCUGGAUAUUCUAGGCUUUCACUGAUGGAUAAUGCCGAGAGAUGGCUGAAAAAAUUUCAAGGGGAUUCGAUUGCUUGCAAUAGCGACCAGAUCCUAUGGAAAUCAUACUAUGUGUUACUCAAGGCCUGUGUGGAUAAUCAAUUGUGGGCAUCAGCAGAAAGGGUACUGGGAAUCAUGCGGGAGUUCAGAUUUCAGUCAUUAGUGCCGAAACUUAAUAGGCUGAUCGAGGAGAUAGAACAAAAUCAGGCUUGAGGUGUGUCUGGAACAACGUGUCUGACUACUUUUCCAAUGGAGAACAUGUUGAACUAACGGCAAUAAACAAUGGCGAAGAGAUCCAUCAAUCA
Molecule: messenger RNA, 2366 nt
Organism: Lobosporangium transversale
Lineage: Eukaryota; Fungi; Mortierellomycota; Mortierellomycetes; Mortierellales; Mortierellaceae
Exons: 1
Coding region: 22-2274 (750 amino acids)
Molecular function (GO): protein binding
Source: RefSeq, a predicted model, not a curated record